AUGCCGUAUCGCGGCGCUGAGGAGCCGAGACACAGCUUUAAGUCAAAGAUCUCAUCACCUACUAAGAGGACCCUGAAUAACAAAAAUUAUUUGGCUGAAGAUGCCACUCCAGUCCUUGACUAUACAGGUUGUCUUGGGCAGGACCUGACAGACAAUCUGAGAAUUUCGCCUGGCUCCAAAUCGCCAUACGCGAAGGCUGGUGAGCCGAUGCUGCAACCAGAGCCCCCAUAUUUCAUUCAAAACUAUAGGAUGGCGUAUACACCGGGGCAUCGAGCUUCCCAACAGCCGCCGCGUACUGUUCAAACUUCGAAUCGUACCUCCCCAGGGAAGAGUGCGAAGGCCGCUAAUGCAAAGGCAAAAAAUGUUAGAUGCAAGGAAAAGCAGGACGCUUCGAUGGUUCCAUUUCUGAAUAAGGCCCAAAAGCAAAGGGCCAUCGCUAACCGAUAUUUCUCUCCACCAGUUGAUCUGCAGAAGAGAAAGAGAGCAGAGGGCAAGUUGAGACCACUUAUUGAUGUGGCAUACAGUAGCGGUCAAAAUUCCACCAAUUAUAGAAACUACAAACUCUUUAGCCCUGUUAUGCUAGGUGACAAGCGCUAUCAUGUGGUUUCGAAGGAAAUCGAGAAUAUUUAUAGAAGGGAAUACUGCAAAGCACAACCUCUAUACCGGUUCGGCGACAAGGAUAUCUCUUACAACUCUUUACAAGAGAUGACAGCAGGCCUGACAGAGUACCUACGAGAUAUAAAAACACCAGCCGCAGCAGGAGGCGGUAGAACACUAGCAACAGGUUCAUCGUGGAACGAAAGUUUUGAAUUGAGCUUCGACGGGAAAGCAAUUGACCGUAGCGAUAUAUUCCGAAUAGUCGAUUCCUUUAGCGUUGCUCUCUCGGAUGACGAUCCGGAGGAAGAGUCCAAUCGUGACGGCCUACCUUCCACCAACGUACUGCCGGCUGAGAUGUCGAGCCCUGCAUUUUGA
This is a messenger RNA of Torulaspora globosa, 972 nucleotides long. RefSeq lists its product as uncharacterized. Lineage: Eukaryota; Fungi; Ascomycota; Saccharomycetes; Saccharomycetales; Saccharomycetaceae. The transcript has a single exon. The record is from RefSeq and is a predicted model, not a curated record. The coding region runs from base 1 to 972 and encodes 323 amino acids.